Pipistrellus kuhlii (Kuhl's pipistrelle) is the source of this 2194-nucleotide messenger RNA. Its product is annotated as F-box/LRR-repeat protein 2. Gene Ontology annotation, cellular component: SCF ubiquitin ligase complex. Gene Ontology annotation, biological process: SCF-dependent proteasomal ubiquitin-dependent protein catabolic process. NCBI's taxonomy places the organism in Eukaryota, Metazoa, Chordata, Mammalia, Chiroptera, Vespertilionidae. The transcript has 7 exons. Gene Ontology annotation, molecular function: protein binding. Bases 89 to 1990 code for a protein of 633 amino acids. The record is from RefSeq and is a predicted model, not a curated record.
CGUCACAUCUGGGACGGAAGUGAGUGGGCCACUUCCUUUCCUGGUCCCGCCCUCCCAGGAGGGGAGUCCGUGAGACUACACUUCCCAGAUGCCUUUGCGCGGGGGCAGAGGCGGCAGGGAUGCGAUGGCGGAGGCGCUGCCCCCAGAGAUGCUCACAUAUAUUCUGAGCUUCCUGCCUCUGCCAGAUCAGAAAGAGGCCUCCCUCGUGAGUCGGGCUUGGUACUAUGCAGCCCAGAAUGCCCUUCGGGAGAUAAACGUGCGGUACAAUAUUCCUGUGUCCUCGGCCUCUCUCCCAAUCAUCAAGAGCCUGGGCCUCAGGGGCGCCUCCAGCAUCAGCCUGACCAACCUGGAUGGCUCCCCAGCUUCACACCAGGUGCUGCAGUCCAUUGCCUACCACCUAGGCCCCCACCUGCAGAGCUUGAGUCUCAGUGGGGGCAGCCCCACCGAGGCCUCCUUUGUGGCCCUGAUCCUGGGCUGUCCUGUCCUGCGUAGCCUUGACCUCAGCGGCUGCAACAGCCUCUUUGCGUCGGGCACACUGCUAGCUCAACCCGAAACAGCACGGCAGGCCCAGCAGGCACUGAGCGGCCUCCGCGAGCUCAACCUGGCUGGCCUGCGAGACCUGGCCGACCUCAGCUUCAACAGGCUAAGCAGCUGCGCCCCCAGCCUUGAGCGCCUCUCCUUGGCCUACUGUCACCUCACCUUCGAGCAAGGCCCAGCCUGGGGCUUCAUCAACCCCCAGGACUCCUCCCCAUCCCAGCUUUCCUUCCACAACCUGCUGCGAUUCGUGGAGGAGCGGGCUGCUAGGCUGCGCGCCCUGGACCUGAGUGGCACUGGUUUGCCCCCUGAUGCUCUGCAGGCCCUGGGCCAGGUGCCCGGGCUCCAUCUGCAGGAGCUGAGCCUGCACAGCUGCCGGGACCUCUCCACAGAGGCUGUGGCUGUCCUUUGCUGCCAGCAACCAGGCCUUACCUCCCUGGACCUCAGCGGCUGCUCCGAAUUGGCUGACAGGGCACUGCUGGCUGUGAGCCGGGGCCUGCGGCACCUGCAGCGCCUGAGCCUAAGGAAGCUGCAGCGCCUGACGGAUGCCGGAUGCACAGCCCUCGGGGGCCUGCGGGAGCUGAAGAGCCUGGACAUGGCCGAGUGCUGCCUAGUGAGCGGGCGGGCAUUGGCCCAGGCGCUGGGCUCAGUGCGCAGAGCUCCACCCCCACUGGCCUUUCUCAGCCUGGCCUACUGCUCCUCACUCAAGGACACCUCAGUGCUCUCCCUGAUCCCCGCGCUGGGACCGAGUCUCAGAGUGCUAGAUUUAUCCUCUUGUGUGGCCCUCACCAACCGGACCCUGCAGGCCAUCUGCACCUACCUCACUCCCCUCUCAGUCCUGCGCCUGGCCUGGUGCAAGGAGCUUCGUGACUGGGGGCUUCUGGGGCUAGGGGAGCCACCUGAGGAGCCAGCGCAGAAAGCCCAGCCACGCCGAGAGCUGGAGCAGCAGGCCUCAGACCCUGUGGACCCUUCUCCCCAGCCACAGGGCCCUUCCCUGCUCAUGCUGCAGGCCCUGCAGGAGUUGGACCUCACAGCCUGCAGCAAGCUGACUGAUGCCAGUUUGGCACAGGUGCUCCACUUCCCCCAGCUGAGACAGUUGUCACUGAGCCUGUUGCCAGCACUCACAGAUAAGGGCCUGGUGGCUGCAGCCAGGGGCUGCCCUAGCCUGGAGCGCCUGGCGCUGAGUCACUGCAGCCUCCUCAGUGAUGAGGGCUGGGCCCAGGCAGCCAGCUGCUGGCCGAGGCUGCAACACCUCAACCUGUCCAGCUGCAGUCGGCUCACAGAGCAAACACUGGAUACCAUUGGGCAGGCGUGCAAGCAGAUCCAGAGGUUAGAUGUCGCAAUGUGCCCUGGUAUUAGCAUGGCUGCCGUCAGGCGAUUCCAGGCCCAACUGCCCCAGGUGAUCUGCAUCCAGUCCCGCUUCGUGGGAGGGGCUGACCUGACCCUGACACUCUGAGGCCAGGUCAGUAAGCAGCCCGGUUGUUCGGACUCAUGUCCCUAGCCCUGGCUUCUUGACCUGGAGUUUGAGUCGCUGCUUCCUGUUUCCCUCUGCUACAGACCCCAGGGCCCCUUCCCUAAGCUACAAACACCUUUGCAAGGACUGGAGGUGGUGCUGAUCCAGGGCAGCCUGGGGUGCUUCCUACCCGUCUGCCCCACAGCC